This is a messenger RNA of Chinchilla lanigera (long-tailed chinchilla), 2954 nucleotides long. RefSeq names its product serine incorporator 1 (gene Serinc1). The transcript is spliced from 10 exons. Bases 91 to 1449 code for a protein of 452 amino acids. Lineage: Eukaryota; Metazoa; Chordata; Mammalia; Rodentia; Chinchillidae. The record is from RefSeq and is a predicted model, not a curated record. Gene Ontology annotation, cellular component: membrane.
GAAGUGUCUGGCAGGUAGUAAAUAAUCGCUAGAAGGCGAGCGAGAACCCGUCUCCAUCUUGUCCGCGUCCUCCCCGCGGGGGCUGUCGCGAUGGGGAGCGUGCUGGGGCUGUGCUCCCUGGCGAACUGGAUCCCGUGUCUGUGUGGCAGCGCGCCCUGUCUGCUGUGCCGAUGCUGCCCCAGCGGGAACAACUCCACAGUCACCAGGCUGAUCUACGCACUCUUCUUGCUUGUCGGAGUGUGUGUUGCUUGUGUCAUGUUGAUACCAGGAAUGGAAGAACAGCUGAAUAAGAUUCCUGGAUUUUGUGAGAAUGAGAAAGGCGUUGUUCCCUGCAGUAUUCUGGUUGGCUACAAAGCCGUGUAUCGCUUGUGCUUUGGCCUGGCCAUGUUCUACCUCCUCCUGUCUCUGCUCAUGAUCAAGGUGAAGAGCAGCAGCGACCCUAGAGCUGCCGUGCACAAUGGAUUUUGGUUCUUUAAAUUUGCUGCGGCAAUUGCUAUUAUUAUUGGGGCAUUCUUCAUUCCAGAAGGGACAUUUACAACAGUGUGGUUCUACGUGGGCAUGGCAGGCGCCUUCUGCUUCAUCCUCAUACAGCUGGUCCUGCUGAUUGACUUUGCCCAUUCGUGGAAUGAGUCGUGGGUGGAAAAGAUGGAGGAAGGGAAUUCGAGAUGCUGGUAUGCAGCCUUGCUGUCAGCCACAGCUCUGAAUUACCUGCUGUCUUUAGUUGCCGUCGUCUUGUUCUUUGUAUACUACACUCAUCCCGCCAGUUGCUCAGAAAAUAAGGCCUUCAUCAGCGUCAAUAUGCUGCUCUGCGUGGGCGCCUCUGUGCUGUCCAUCCUGCCCAGGGUCCAGGAGUCACAACCAAGAUCUGGAUUGUUGCAGUCUUCAGUAAUCACGGUCUACACAAUGUAUCUGACUUGGUCUGCGAUGACCAAUGAGCCAGAAACGAAUUGUAACCCAAGUCUUCUGAGCAUCAUUGGCUUCAACACCACGAGCACCAGCCCGGAGGGGCAGUCUGUCCAGUGGUGGCACGCUCAAGGGGUCAUAGGCCUCAUCCUCUUCCUGUUGUGCGUCUUUUAUUCAAGCAUCCGCACCUCGAACAACAGUCAGGUUAAUAAGCUGACGCUUACAAGUGAUGAGUCGACUCUGAUAGAAGACGCUGGAGCCCGGAGUGACGGGUCCCUGGAGGACGGCGACAGUGCUCACCGUGCUGUGGAUAACGAGCGGGACGGCGUCACGUACAGCUACUCCUUCUUCCACUUCAUGCUCUUCCUGGCCUCGCUGUACAUCAUGAUGACCCUGACCAACUGGUACAGGUACGAGCCUUCACGUGAAAUGAAGAGCCAGUGGACAGCCGUGUGGGUGAAGAUCUCCUCCAGUUGGAUUGGCAUCGUGCUGUACGUUUGGACACUGGUGGCGCCGCUCGUUCUUACAAAUCGUGACUUUGACUGACAAGGUUUCUGGCAUGAAGCUUCUACUUGGCUCAUGCUCAUUGGAAAUUCGCAGUAUUCCCAACUUUUGUACAGUUGUGUGUGUGUGCUUCCUGUGUAAUUUCUCCAGUGUUGUUCUGGCAUGAAUUAGAUUUUACUGCUUGCCAUUUUAUUCGUUGUUUUCUUGCCAAGUGCAUUAAUCACGCGCAGUGUGAUCACAGGCGGAGGAGCGUGUGAGUGUGGCAGUGAGUGAGGAGAAGUGGACACUGGGAGGCUGAGCCUCCGCUCUCUAUAUGUGGGAUGAGGAGUACGUAUGAAUCAGAAGUAAAUUAACAGUAAAAACAAAAUGCUUGACAGUGUGAUUUUAAAUUUGUUAAAGAGUAUAAACUGUCUUAGCAUAAAAGUAAAUGUAUGGCUGCCUUUUGAAAUACUUGAUGUACUGCCUUAUGGAAGCCUGCAUGGAACAUAACAUGGUUUUGCUAAAAUUAUAAAACAGGUCACUUACAUUGAGUUGUCUGAGGAAUGCAAGUUACUUACAUUUUGUCAGGACUUUCCCUCAAUAUGCAGGUGAGGGGCUUGAACAGGGAGCGCGCUGGCUCAGUGGAGAACAGUGUAGUGGUGAGAAGUUCAGGCACCGUCUUCACGGGCCAGCUUGUUGGCAGUGAGCAUUGGCCUGAGUGUUCUGUGAGAUGGUGAGUGUCCUUGGGUGGAUCCAGCGACUUUCACCAGCCAGAUGAACCUUUGCUUUGUGGCCAUUAUAAAGCCGUGCAGCAGGUGUAGGCGUAAUGGAGACAGUAGGAACUCUGAAGGGUGUAGACAGUGUUUUAAAAUGAUAAUCAUAGAUUAAAAAAGAGAAGUUAGUUUUGAAAGUCAAAAGGUGGUAAAAAUUUGACAAGGCAGGAAGAAACUGUAAAACGCUAGUCUUCAGUAGCUCCUUAAGUAAAAGUGCAGUUCUUUCAUUUAAAAGUGAAGAAACUAAAGCACAGAUUUAAAUGGCUAAUCAGUGCAAAGCUAGGAAAUUCUAAGUCUACCCACACUAGCAUUAAUCUCUGACAUGAAGAAAUAAUUUUAUUCGAAAUAACAAGUGCAUAAUUGAUUUUGCACCUCAGUAGGAGUGGGUACUUCACGGGGCAUGUCUUGCUGCUGUUCAGCCUGUGUUCUGUCUGUACACCGAGAGUGGGAGGAUGCUGGACUGCUGUAGCAUAAACUUCACGGAGCAUUUCACAGGUCACCAGAUGUUCAGUGCUUUUGUAUUUACUGCCAUGUAAUUGAAAUACAUAGGUUAUCAUAGUCUUUCAACCUAGAAAUCAAGCAGUAUGAAAGUUAAUUUAGAUAGAAACUUAUUUGUAUGUGUAAUUAGUGCCUGAUGAAGCCUUUAAAAAUUUACAUUUGCUUCUUUAAAAAUAUUUAUUACUGUAAGUGGAAUAUUACAACUCACUUAAAUUCCCCAACCUUACUCUGUGUAAUGUGUUUCACAAUUUUGAAUGGCUGUGUUUGAUCUCUAAAUAAAUGAAUUCCGACAAAGUA